Pararge aegeria (speckled wood butterfly) is the source of this 6351-nucleotide messenger RNA. RefSeq names its product carbohydrate-responsive element-binding protein (gene Mondo). Gene Ontology annotation, biological process: regulation of transcription by RNA polymerase II. Gene Ontology annotation, cellular component: nucleus. Gene Ontology annotation, molecular function: DNA-binding transcription factor activity, RNA polymerase II-specific; protein dimerization activity; RNA polymerase II cis-regulatory region sequence-specific DNA binding. The record is from RefSeq and is a predicted model, not a curated record. NCBI's taxonomy places the organism in Eukaryota, Metazoa, Arthropoda, Insecta, Lepidoptera, Nymphalidae. The coding region runs from base 137 to 3022 and encodes 961 amino acids. The transcript has 17 exons.
AAAUAGAUGGAAAAAAACAAUGUGAGUGAUAUGUGAAAAUAUGGCUAAGUGUAAAUGUAGAAAUACAAAAGAAAAAUUUAAUUGAAUGCAUAACAAAUAGAAACUGUGUGUCCUUAUUUAAAAAUAUAUAUAUAUAAUGACUCAUGUUGAGAAACGCCAAACUCGCCCAGGUAAAGAGGCCAUACACUCUGGGCAUUUCAUGGUAUCGCAUUUUGAGGCUGAAGAACAGGAUGAAUUUGAUGACCUUGCUAUACCUGUUCCUGAAGAGGAGCAAAACGUUCAGAAGGAGUCUGCAAUUGCGACUUAUAUUUUGCCCGUGCCAACAGAGAUAUUUCAACGAUCUGAUAAAGAAGACAGCAUACAGCAUCAACAACUUUCUAUAGAAAUUUCGCUUACUAAACUAUUUAAAUGUAUGACUUUGGCAUAUAGACAAAAACUAACAUCUCCAAAAUGGAAUCGUUUCAAAGGUAUAAAACUCAGGUGGAAGGACAAAAUAAGAUUGAACAACGUCAUAUGGAGAUGCUGGCACAUGCAAUUUAUAAAGAAACAAAAUACUUUAGUAUGCCAAUUUGCAUCCCCGUUGGAUGUGGAUACGCAUGUUAAACCAGAGACAACAAUAUUAGAAGGAAAAUAUUGGAAACGAAGAGCUGAAGCAGUGAUAGCAGAGUAUAAAAAAUGGCGUAUGUUUCACAUUAUGAGGCUCCUAGGCAAGGGGGACACCUCCGUCCAGGACUCGAUGUCGGAUAUGGACACCAUGGAGUCCCAGUGCAGCGACUUCGCCGCCAACAUGCUUACGGACGAGGACUACCUCAGCUUCAUGAGUGACACACUGUUCUCCACCAUCACAUCUCAUCAACCUUUCGCUUUCCCCGAUUGCAGGGAAAUCGCCAGAGGUGCAAGCUUAGCUGAUUUCAUUCAACCAAGCUUAGGUCCUCUGCAGCCCAAUCUUGAUGAUUUUAUGGACACAUUAGAACCCCUACAAGAUCUUCUCUCGACUCCACGUUUGCCGCCCGUGCCCGAAGAGACGACGAUUCCUCCGGAAGAUACAUUGUUCAGGAGUGGAAUGUCAGUAGAUUCUUAUAACACACAGAACUAUAUUGCUGACAGUCAAAAUACUACAACAGUCACAAUGCCUACCAGUCAGAUGACUAUUCAUGGUACUAGUAAUAACACUCAAAUAAUGACGAUGGCCGAGCAGUCGAAAAAUGAACAACUGCGCAUGUACAACAACAGUCGUCUGUUCACUCAGGCAGAACUAUCCAAUAAUAUACUCGGCACACAAGAAAUGCUGUCGUCUUACCCACAAAACACUUACGAACAGCAGACCGCAGCGCAAGCCGAACAAAACAUUCACGGCAACGUGUAUGCGGCGAAAUCCUCUCGAGUCCAGUACGUCAACACGCAAAAUAAAAUUAUUGCUCCCCAGGAAACAUACCCUAAGUACAGCGCUGCACUUCCGCCCUCACAGACCGCGCCUGAGACGGUUUCACUGCUGCAACAGCCCAUACAGAAUUCAAAGUAUGCUUCCGCUGUGGUAAUUCAAGGCCGGAGCGGGUACAGUCGAGAGAAGCCUAGGUCUCGAUUGAGUCAUUAUUCAAAUCAAGUGCCGGCCAACCACUACCAAAACUACACGCAGCCCAUACAAAGUCCGGUGCACGUAGCCCAGCAGAGCUUCGAUGGGCGGCCGGUGGUGCGACAGUCGCCGCCGCACUUGCAAUACUUGCAGCCGAACUCCGCAGACUUUAAAGCGAAAUCCUCACCGACUAGCGUGCGCUCGUUUAAACUGCCCUCGCCACCAUUGGUUCCCGUGACAUCGCAACAGCAGGUGCAGGUAUCCGUUGGCGCCGUAAGCUCAGCUGGUGGGGUCGCCGCAGCAAAUGCGGCCAAUGUACGCAAACAGGAGCAGUACAGGUCGCAUAGCUUGCCACUUGGCGCGCAGCUCAGCGUCGACUGGGCCGUGAGCGCGCCCACGUCUGCCCACGUUCAUGAUGCGCCCAGUACGCACUCCGCGCGGGCGCGUGAGUCAAAUUCUGGGGCGUUACGCAUACGUUCGCGGUCUACGUCCGGCGGUGCGGGCGGGGAGUCUGCGGGCGCAGCGAGCGUACGUCGACCGCCGCCGCUCACGAGCGUGGCGUCCGAGCCCACGCUGCCGCAAGCCAGCGUCAUGCUAGCGCAGUUGCUGUCUGCGCAACACUCUCAGAGUUUGUACAAAUUGAACAAUAGUAUAGAGGACGCCGGGGGAGUUAGCGAUCCUACGAAGUCAACGAUCAUAAAGGGACAGCCUUCGCCCAUUGGCAGCGAUAUCAUUUCGCCCCAUCACUCGCGGGCUCAGUCGCGGGCGCAGUCGCUGUCACCUCCGGGGUCACCAGGCUCUGAGCGUGCGGGGUCGCCCCGGGACUCGCGUGAGUCACGGCGCACGCAUCUGCAUGCGGAACAAAAGCGCCGGUACAACAUCAAGAACGGCUUCGACACGCUGCAAGCGCUAAUCCCCCAUCUCAACACCAACCCUGCUGCGAAGAUAAGUAAAGCUGCCAUGUUACAAAAAGGAGCGGAAUAUAUUAAGCAGUUGAAAGCAGAAAGAAAUCAAAUUAAAGAAGAAAUGGAAAGCUUGCGGCAACAAAUUGAAUGCUUAAAUAAUUCCAUAUCGAAUUGUCACUCGCUGCUGCCAGCGACGGGUGCACCGGUGUCGCGCGGUCGUGCGAGCCGCCUGCGUGAGAUGUUCGCCGCGCACGUGGCCUCGCGCACUACGCUGAACUGGAAGUAUUGGCUGUUUAGCGUAGUGAGCGCCGCGCUGGUGGAGUCGUUCAGCGCCUGCGUGUCUUGCAGCAGCGCAGCGGACCUGGUGCGGACAACGCUGCUGUGGGCCGAGCAGCACUGUUCCCUCGUCGAGAUGCGCCCCGCGGUUUUAAACUCAUUGAGAGUACUUUGCACCACAACGGACAUUCUCACGAGUCCAGAGCGGCUCGCGGACGAGGCCCGCGCCGCUGCCGCCACCGCCGGCGUCAAACGCGAGCCGACGUAACGCCGACUGCCACCGCCCCAUGCCUCACCAACACACCACACGGAAACCAUUUGAUACCAGCUGAUGAAAAACUAUAUGAGAUUUACAUUGAAAGUAACGCUUAUCACUCAGAUUACACUGCUCUGAUUUAUAUUUUAUUUCGGUUCUCAGUAUUAACACUGGAGUGACUAUACUAUAUAUUAAAGCUUUAAAUUUGUCCUCAUUUGAAGCGCUAAUAGUUUAUUUGCAGUUGUUUUUUUGGGGACAAAUAUAUUACCGCGCCAAUCAAUGGGGAUCUACAGACAAAGCUGAUCUCAGAGAGCACCACAAGAGGUCUCUGGACAGGUCAAGUUCAAAACAACAUUAUUUGUUUUCAUGUUUCAUUCGAAUUAUUAAUAUAAGAUUGAUUUCUGAAUUAUAAUGAAAUACGUAACUAUGAUAAAUAAGGCUAUUAAGGAAGUAGAGAUGGAUAGAUUGCAAAAUAAAUCUAAAAGAAUAAAAUGCUAGUGUUGAUCCCCAUUGCGGACAAAUAUAAAUUGAAAGUAGUCGAUCCAGUGGUAAUAAUAGUAGUCAGUGACACGUAUUGUGGUUCGAAUUCAUUUCAACAUUUAUAUCGGUCAUUUUAAACCUUAAUUUAAUGAGAUUAAAAACAAACGAAAUCGGAGUUGCGUAGUCUUAGUUUAAUAAAUGCAAAUGUAAACGAUUUAAGCACAUUCUCACCUUGUUUAUAAAGCAUUCUGUCUCGACCGAGGUGUAAAGAUUUACUUUACUAUCCUUUAUCUUGAAUGUACGCAAGGUCGUCUGUAUAUAAAGCUAGGAAUUCCUAGCUUUAUUUAAGUAUAUAUUUUUAUCUAUAAUAGACAAAUACCUCACUGGAUUUUGUGUACGGUGUAAGCUGGGUGAAUGCAAAGAAUAGAUAUCGACAAAUACAUCAUCAACUAUUCUAUAUCCUAAACUUGGCUUGAAAUAGCCUUAGAUCAGCAUUAUCUAAACCGAAAAAUUAAAGUUAUAUUUUUUUUGUAUUUGGCAAGGGUUAGAUUUGAAACACUGUCAAAAAUAAAGUAGGCCGGUUCUUCUACAAGUUUCAACUGAGAUAAAUACUUUUAGAGAAAUAAUUGAACAGUUGUCAUAAAAAAUAGGGAGUGACAUCCAUAACAUAUAUUGUGUAUUUUUUAAGGAAAAAUGGGUUCUAGAUAACUAUGGCAACAGCAAAAAGUGUAUGGUCCUAGAUGACGUGUAUGCGUGUGUGAAUUAGUAACACGAGGCCUGGCCCAAAAAAAUAGCCCUAAAAGCCUGCCAGGUUUUGCAGACCACUCCAUUUAUAUGGAGUCCUGGUACCUCCUACGCUAAAAACAGCAGCCCCAGCACAUAAUGUAUAAAUGUCGUAUAAAAGUUUUUUAUAUAAAGCUUAGGUAGGUAGGUAUAAGUAAACGUACGUCAUCCAGUCGAUAAUGUUGACACUAUGAAUGGGAAAGUUAAUAGUAAGAUAUUAAGAUAAUAUAUAUACGAAUAUAUAUGAAUAUUAAGAUUCACACACAACACACAAGCGCGUAAAUACGAUUUGAAGUAUAAAAAAUAGUAAGGGUAGUUUUUCCUUUUAAAUUACUAUCAUUUGAAACUGAAAUUUACUUUAAUUUAAAUUAUUAAAUCGAUUAGUGAUUCUUUUUAUGGGGUGGUAUCUUCCAAGUCUAGACUUGUUUAUAUUUAUUAUGUUGCAUUAUCUACACCUAAAUCUAUUUAUGAUAAGAUAAAGUGACAUCUAGCUUAGUUUAGGAUUUAGAGCAAUCGAUAGUGCCCACAACUUAAGGAGAUGCUGUCGGCCAGGGCAAAAGAAAUAAAGUGAAGGUAGUUUAACAGCGCCAAAAAUAAUUAGAGUCAGAGCGAAACUUUUUACGUCAGUUUCUAUAAAAAAAAACACAUCUCAGUGAGGUAUUUGAUGAUAUAAUAAAAAUAUUUUAAUAUUCCCAAAUACCUUGUGAUAAGGUAUAUACCUACAAUCUACAUUGUACCUAAAUUAAAUAAUACUCAAGUUAAAGAGGCGUUAUCAGUGGCGGUUUAACAGGCAUACAGGCCAGACAUAAUGUGCAAUUUAUUGGUGUUCACAUCAUUAUCAAGUCACGCACAACGUUUUAUGAUUUCGACGGGCUUUGGGAGAGCUUAAAUAUUCCAUAGUUUACUGCGUUUCACUUGUAAAUAUAUCAGGCUCAAUAAUUAACGAAUCAACGAAUCUUUAUUUUGCAAUUCUUAAAAAUAUAUUUAUAAUGUUAUAUUUAAUUGUAAAAAAAAAUAUUUGUAAAGAAUAAACGUAAUUCAGUGGCUUAGUAUAGUGCCUUGUAGACGAGUUUUGGUCUAUUUUAAGUUGAUAUACAACUUGUAAUGUUUUUACCAAAGAUUAUAAUGUUCAAUCCGAAUCAUAACUUGCUAAAGAAUAAUCCUCGGUUUCUGGAAAGCUGAUCAAAUCUGUGAAAUAUUUCUGUCAAUCAGAACCAGCAGAAACGUUAAUAUACAGCGUCUGACAAACUAAAAUAAUCUUGGCAUUCAAUAUCAAUUAAUCUUAUUCAAUUAAUUUGUUUUAAUUCACUUUCGAAUAACAAAUUUUAAGAUUCUGACUAAUAAAUUUAAUUACCUUCAGAAACCGUCGAUUUUUUUGCAUAUCGUCGGCAAAACUAUCAAACUUCAUAUGUGCUUGAGAAUAUUUUUGACUUACACAUUAAAACAGACACAUCUCAGCAUGGUUGCAUUAAUUAGAUACAUUUAAACCGAAAGAGAGUCAAUUUGCUUUUGAAAUUUUGUUAUAGUAAUAACAUACUUCAACAAAAUGACACUUCGAAAUUACGAGGAUACUUUUUUGUUAUUUUGAACCGUAACCGUUUUUAAAUGUGAUUUCAGGUGUUUUUUGAGAUGAUGCGUUUUUUAAUUCAGAAACAUUUCCAAACAGAUAUAAGGAGGGAGGUGAUAGUUUAGCUGACGAUGGUUAAUUAUAGCAAAGUCGCAAGCCGUCCCGACCUGCACGUGAAUACCAAUUUAGUCAAUAAGCAAAAAAGAGAAUUUAUAAAAUAUGACGAUGUCGAGAAAUAUUUUAGAAUUACUGUAAGUAUAUUUACGCAAGUAAGGUACUUUAAGUAAAUAUAUUUUUAUAUGGUUUGUGUCAUGACACAAAUGUUUUUAUAUAAACUGUAUAAAUCGGUGCCAACGUAAAAAUUGUUGUAAUUUUGUUAUGUAGUGAUAUAAUUUUAUGAUGUAUCGUUGACUCUGGUAGCGUCGUGUGCACGCGUGCGCCCGCAAAUUAGCUUUAAUGAGUUAUUUGCAAUUGUUGUUCUAUUGGAAAUACAGUUUGGAAUGAAAUUUUA